Messenger RNA from Pyricularia grisea, 2336 nucleotides. RefSeq lists its product as uncharacterized. Gene Ontology annotation, molecular function: carboxylic acid transmembrane transporter activity. Gene Ontology annotation, biological process: carboxylic acid transport; transmembrane transport. The coding region runs from base 616 to 2157 and encodes 513 amino acids. The transcript has 3 exons. Lineage: Eukaryota; Fungi; Ascomycota; Sordariomycetes; Magnaporthales; Pyriculariaceae. Gene Ontology annotation, cellular component: plasma membrane. The record is from RefSeq and is a predicted model, not a curated record.
AAACAAUGACAGGAAUUGUGAUCAAGAAAUAAUCAUGGUUUCAUGAUACAGAGUAUUCACCGCAACUCUGACUCCAAGAAGUUUCCCAAUACAAUGUUGUAGAUCUGCAACACAGUCCAACAUCUCAUUGAAUGGAACGGAAAUCGGCGCUGAGCUGAGGACACGCGCUGGACCCGUUUCCAUGACCUUGGUACUACGUGUAACCGGGAGGUGAAAGGCUUGGCGAUGGGGUUCAUGCCACCACGAAAAAAAAAACAACAUCCCACAUCCCACACCAAAUCAGCCAGGCCGCCCAGUGGCUGAAGAAGAAGCCGGGGUACCAAAUGGAAAGUGCAAGGAGGCGUGGGAAGACAAUGAACAGGACAGGACCCCUCUUUCCUUGUCGGCGGUCUGACUGAGAACUUUAAAAAAGGUCUUAGACACCCGCGUUCUUGUCUCGUCGAAGUCCUCUGGCUUGCUUCUUUUUUUUUUGUGAAGUGCCCGUCCAACGCGAGAAAGGUCGAGUCUUGUCAUAUUCACCUUCCACCGCAGAAUUUAUUACCUCCCCCCCUUUUCCUCUCCUCUUGCCUAUCUCCAAGCAGGACAAGAAAAAAAAAGCCUAGGAAAGAAAACGAUAUGGCUUCCCCCUCACAAAAUGAGCCGGCGGACCCAGUCGCAAGGGGUAUCGUGCCGGCGGCCAAACAGGCCUUUGGCGACCUGUUCAAGUGGAAGCAGCGCGUCGUCGUGACCAACGACCUGGGAGAGCAACAUACCGAGUGGCAGUCGCCGCCGCCGCUCAAGAACCCCAUCAGUCUGUUGAUGCAGCUGUCUGCCAAGGACUGGCUCUUCUUCAUCGUGGGUUUCGCGGCCUGGAGCGCUGACGCCUUUGACUUUCACGCCCUCUCCAUCCAGACCAAGAAGCUGGCCGACUACUACGGCACCACAAAGACUGAGAUCACGACGGCUAUCACCCUGACCCUGCUACUCCGCAGCGUGGGAGCGGCCAUCUUUGGUCUUGCUGGUGACAAAUGGGGACGCAAGUGGCCCAUGGUUGUCAACAUGAUUGUGCUCGGUAUUUUGCAAAUCGCCACUAUUUACAGCACGACUUUCCAGCAGUUCUUGGCUGUGCGAGCCUUGUUUGGUCUAUUCAUGGGUGGAGUUUACGGCAAUGCUAUCGCCAUGGCUCUCGAAAACAGCCCGGUAGACGCACGUGGUCUCAUGUCUGGUAUCCUCCAGCAAGGAUACUCGUUCGGCUACGUCUGCGCAGCAUGCGCAAACCUGGGUGUUGGUGGCGCGACCGACAGCUGGAAGACGGUGUUCUGGAUUGCUGCCGGAAUCUCAAUCGGCGUCGGCCUCGUUCGUUGCUGCUUCCCCGAGUCGCAGCAGUUUAUUGAAGCACGCAAGCUCGGCAAGAACAAGGCAAACCCCGUUGCGUUCUGGGAGGAGACGAAGAAGAUGCUGGCUGCAGAGUGGAAACUGUGCCUCUACUGCAUCGUCUUGAUGACUUGGUUUAACUUCUACAGCCAUACCUCUCAGGACAGCUACACUACCUUCAUGCUUUCGGAGAAGGAGCUUGACAACGCCGGCGCAUCGCGCGCCUCCAUCCUGAUGAAGGCCGGAGCCUGCGUCGGUGGCACCAUCAUCGGCUAUGCAUCUCAGUGGCUCGGACGCCGUCGCGCCAUCAUCAUCAGCGCCACCAUCAGCGCCUGCCUGAUCCCUGCCUGGAUUCUCCCCGCCGACGAGGCCUCGCUCUCGGCCUCGGGCUUCUUCAUGCAGUUCUUUGUCCAGGGCGCCUGGGGAGUCAUCCCCAUCCACCUGAACGAGCUCUCGCCCGCCGCCUUCCGAUCAUCGUUCCCCGGCAUCACCUACCAGCUGGGCAACAUGAUCUCUUCCCCGUCGGCCCAGAUCGUUAACGCCAUCGCCGAGUCCAACUUCAUCCGCAACCACAAGGGCGACAUCGUCGAGGCCUACGGUCCGACCAUGGGCAUCGCCACUGCCAUCAUCGCCAUGGGCAUCGUCACCUGGACGGCCUUUGGUCCCGAGCGCAAGGGUCGCAAGUUUGAGCAGGAGCUGCCUGCCGGCACCGCCGACGUGGCUCCGGCCAAGAGCAUGGACGAUGACCUGGAGGCGGGCCACGGUGGGGAGAAACCAGAGGCUACAACUGCUGAGAAGGUAUAAAACAAGACUUGUGGCCCGGCUUGGUGGAUUGUGAAUAUUUGGAAUAGGUUUGGAAAGGAAAAUUAGUCAACCAUUCUGUGAAGGGGGUUCAGGGGCUUUUUUUGAUAGUAUUCUUUCUGUUUAUUUUUAUACAUUGGGUAAACCAAGGCAUCCAUAGAUAACUUCGCAUCAUUUCUUCA